This is a messenger RNA of Microtus oregoni (creeping vole), 2490 nucleotides long. Its product is annotated as protocadherin beta-8-like. The coding region runs from base 1 to 2394 and encodes 797 amino acids. Gene Ontology annotation, molecular function: calcium ion binding. Gene Ontology annotation, cellular component: plasma membrane. The record is from RefSeq and is a predicted model, not a curated record. The transcript has a single exon. Lineage: Eukaryota; Metazoa; Chordata; Mammalia; Rodentia; Cricetidae. Gene Ontology annotation, biological process: homophilic cell-cell adhesion.
AUGGAGACAGCUCUAGCAAAAACAGCAGAGAAAAGGCAAGUCGUUUUUCUUACUAUAUUGUUGCUUUUGUGGGACGCUGACUGUAAGACAAUAAGAUAUUCCAUGCCAGAAGAAAUGGAGACUGGCUACUUGAUGUCUAACCUUGAAAAAGAUCUGGGGCUCAAGGUGGGGGAACUGGCCACCAGAGGGGCGCAAAUCCAUUACAAAGGAAACAAAGAGCUCUUGCAGCUGGAUGCAGAGAGCGGGAAUUUGUUCUUGAAGGAAAAACUAGACCGCGAGGAGCUGUGUGGGGCGACAGAACCCUGUAUGCUGCACUUCCAGCUCAUACUGGAAAACCCUGUGCAGUUCUUCCACACUGACCUGCAGCUCACAGACAUAAACGACCAUUCUCCAGAGUUCCCGCACAGGGAAAUGCUCCUAACAAUUCCUGAGAGCGCCCAGCCAGGCACUGUGUUUCCUCUGAAGGCAGCUCAGGACCCUGACAUAGGCAGCAAUGCUGUUCAGAACUACACAGUCAGCCCCAACCUCCACUUCCAUGUCUUUACUCACAGUCGUGCUGAUGGCAGGAAAUACCCAGAGCUGGUGCUGGACAGAGCCCUGGACAGGGAGGAGCAGCCUGAGCUCACUUUAACCCUCACUGCUGUAGAUGGUGGGUCUCCUCCCAGGUCUGGGACCACCACAGUUCGCAUUGAGGUUGUGGACAUCAAUGAUAACGCUCCCCAGUUUGUACAGUCGCUCUAUGAGGUUCAAGUCCUUGAGAACAGCCCCCUUAAUGCCUUAGUUUUGACGGUGUCUGCCAGGGAUUUAGAUGCUGGGAUAUAUGGGAAGGUAGUUUACUCUCUGUUUCAAGGCAGUGGGGUUUCUCUGCCAUUUGUAAUAGACAAAGUCACUGGAGAAAUUCGUCUGAGGGAAGAGUUGGAUUUCGAAGUUACUAGCCAGUAUAACAUAGAAAUCGCAGCCACGGAUGGAGGUGGCUUUUCGGGGAAAUGCACUGUGGCUGUGCAGGUGUUGGAUGUGAACGACAACGCCCCUGAGCUGACUAUCAGAAAGCUCACAAUUCCUAUCCCAGAAAACUCCCCGGAGACUGUAGUUGCUGUUUUCAGUGUUUCUGAUCCAGAUUCCGGAGACAAUGGAAGAAUGGUGUGUUCUAUUCAGAACGAUCUCCCAUUUCUUUUGAAGCCCACAUUCGAGAACUAUUACACUUUAGUGACAGAGGGGCCACUGGACAGAGAGAGCAGAGCUGAGUAUAACAUCACCAUCACAGUCACCGACAUGGGAACACCCAGGCUCACAACCCAGCACACCAUAACAGUACAGGUGUCCGAUGUCAACGACAACGCCCCCGCUUUCACACAAAGCUCCUACACCCUGUUUGUCCAUGAGAACAACAGCCCCGCCCUGCACAUAGGCACCAUCAGCGCCACAGACUCAGACUCGGGCUCCAAUGCCCACAUCACCUACUCACUGAUGCCCACCUACGACCCACAGCUGGAUCUCGCCUCGCUCAUCUCCAUCAAUGCCGACAAUGGGCAGCUGUUUGCGCUCAGGGCUCUGGACUAUGAGGCCCUGCAGAGCUUCGAGUUCUGCGUGGGCGCCACAGACCAAGGCUCGCCCGCGCUCAGUAGCCAGGCGCUGGUGCGCGUGCAGGUGCUGGACGUCAAUGACAAUGCGCCCUUCGUGCUCUACCCGCUGCAGAAUGCUUCUGCGCCCUUCACAGAACUGCUGCCCAGGGCAGCAGAGCCUGGUUACUUGGUCACCAAGAUAGUGGCCAUAGACAGCGACUCAGGACAGAAUGCCUGGCUGUCAUUUCAACUGCUCAAGGCCACGGAACCCGGACUGUUCAGCUUGUGGGCUCACAAUGGCGAAGUGCGCACCUCCAGGCUGUUGAGCGAGCGCGAGGCGCCCAAGCACAGGCUGCUACUGCUGGUCAAGGACAAUGGCGAUCCUCCGCGGUCUGCCAGUGUCACUCUGCAGGUGCUGCUGGUGGAUGGCUUCUCUCAGGCUUACCUGCCUCUGCCCCAGAGGGAGCGCGAUCCAGCUCAAGAGAAUGAGGACAGACUCACGCUGUACCUUGUCAUUGCCUUGGCAUCUGUGUCUUCGCUCUUUCUCUUGUCUGUGCUGCUGUUCGUAGGAGUGAGGAUGUGCAGGGGGGUCAGAGGAGCCUCGCUGGGUAGCUGCUCUGUGCCUGAGGGACACUUUCCUGGACACCUGGUGGAUGUCAGCGGCGCUGGGACCCUGUCACAGAGCUACCAGUAUGAGGUGUGUCUGACUGGAGACUCUGGGACUGGUGAGUUCAGUUUUCUCAAACCCAUGAUUCCCAACUUACUGCUUCAGGAUGCUGGGAGAGAAGUCAAGGAAAGUCCUCACUGCAGGGAUAGCUUUGUCUUCAGUUAACUGUUGUAUCUAGUUCAGUGAAUUUAUUUUUUGGCAAAUCUCUAACAAUAUGUUUCUCUUAAGAAAACGAGUCACUUUAAUCAAAGUAUUGGCAUU